Nerophis lumbriciformis (worm pipefish) is the source of this 3234-nucleotide messenger RNA. The record is from RefSeq and is a predicted model, not a curated record. NCBI's taxonomy places the organism in Eukaryota, Metazoa, Chordata, Actinopteri, Syngnathiformes, Syngnathidae.
AUGAACUCCAUUCCGUCCAUGGACAGACACAUACAGCAGACCAAUGACCGGCUGCAGUGUAUCAAACAGCACUUACAAAAUCCUGCCAAUUUCCAAACGGCGGCGACCGAGCUGUUGGACUGGUGCGGCGACCCCCGAGCCUUCCAGCGCCCCUUCGAGCAAAGCCUGAUGGGAUGUCUAACGGUGGUUAGCCGCGUCGCGGCACAACAAGGCUUCGACUUGGACCUCGGCUACAGACUGCUAGCCGUGUGCGCUGCCAACCGCGACAAGUUCACGCCUAAGUCUGCAGAAACCAACUGCUGCAGGAGGUGUCAGUCUGACUCAGCUCUUCUGUCCUCGUGGUGCGAAGAACUGGGACGACUCCUGCUGCUGCGUCACCAGAAGAACAGACAGAACGAGCCCCCAGGAAAAGUGCCCAUGCAGCCCCCCAUGAGCUCCAUGAAGCCGGGUCUCUCGCACGGAGAUGGGUCUUUUCCCUACGACUCGGUUCCCUGGCAACAGAACACCAAUCAGCCUCCAGGUUCUCUGUCGGUGGUGACCACCGUCUGGGGUGUUACCAACACCUCGCAGAGCCAGGUUUUGGGGAAUCCCAUGACCAACAACAAUAAUCCCAUGAACCCCGGUGGCACCCCGAUGGCUUCGGGAAUGUCUGGUAGCAAUCCCGGUAUGAACCCUUCUCAGUUCAGCAAUCCUCAGCAGCAGUUCAACAGCAAAGGCAAUGCCAAUCAGGCCUAUAUGCAGCAGGGUAUGUACGGAAGACCCAACUACCCAGGCGGAGGGGGCUUUGGUGGCAGCUAUCCCGGGGGACCAAACCCUGGCCCUGGAGGCAUGGGCAUGCCUCCCCACUCGCGGCCACCGUCAGACUUCACCCAGCCUGCAGCCGCCGCAGCAGCAGCAGCUGUUGCUGCCGCCGCGGCCACUGCAACCGCCACUGCUACUGCCACCGUAGCAGCUUUGCAGGAGACUCAAAACAAGGACAUGAAUCAAUACGGACCAAUGAGUUCCUCUUUCCAGAUGGGACCAAACCAAGGCUACAAUAGCCAGUUCAUGAACCAGCAUGGACCACGUGGACCCCCAUCCAUUCCUGGUAACAUGGGCUCAGGCAUGAAUGCAUCCAACAUGAGCGGCCCCCCAAUGGGGAUGAAUCAGACUCGGGGCCAAAGUAUGGGACCGUUUGGAGGUCAUGGCCAAAGGAUGCCCCAGCAAGGGUAUGCAGGACCCCGGCCUCAAGGCAUGCCCAUGCAGGGAAUGAAACGACCGUACCCAGGGGAGCCCAACUACGGGGGGCAGCAGUAUGGACCAAACCACCAGUUCCCCAACCAGCAAGGCCCGUACCCGACACCCAACACUUCUCGGCCGCUGCCAUCCAGUAACUACCCCGGGCAACGGAUGCCAGGACAGCAGCUACAGUCCCAAUAUCCGCCACCCAGCGGCCCCAUGGGCCAGUAUUAUAAACAAGAGCCACCUUUUAAUGGCCAAACCACCAACUUUUCGGGAAGUGGUUAUCAAUACAGCCAGGGUAAUAUAAAUGGGCCACCCAGACCAAUGGGCAAUUACCCCCACUCCCCAGUACCAGGCAAUCCAACGCCUCCAAUGACCCCAGGAAGCAACAUCCCUCCAUAUUUAUCACCCAAUCAAGACGUGAAGCCACCAUUUCCGCCUGACAUCAAACCAAAUAUUACAGCUCUUCCUCCACCACCUGGCAACCACAACGAGGAGCUGCGCCUCACCUUCCCAGUCCGAGAUGGGGUCGUCCUGGAGCCCUUCAGGUUAGAGCAUAACCUGGCAGUCAGCAAUCACGUCUUCCAUUUGCGGCCCUCAGUCCACCAGACCCUCAUGUGGAGGUCAGACCUGGAGCUACAGUUUAAGUGCUACCACCACGAGGACCGGCAGAUGAACACCAACUGGCCGGCGUCGGUGCAGGUCAGCGUGAACGCCACACCGCUCACCAUCGAGCGUGGUGACAACAAAACUUCCCACAAGCCCUUGCACUUGAAGCAUGUCUGCCAACCUGGCAGAAACACCAUCCAGAUCACCGUCACAGCCUGCUGCUGUUCGCAUUUGUUUGUGCUCCAGCUGGUCCACAGGCCGUCGGUCCGCUCUGUUCUUCAGGGUUUACUGAAGAAGAGGCUAUUACCGGCUGAGCACUGCAUCACCAAAGUCAAGAGAAACUUCAGCAGUGUGGCGUCGUCAUCGGGCAACGCUGCCCUCAACGGCGAGGACGGCGUGGAGCAGACGGCCAUCAAGGUCUCGCUUAAAUGUCCCAUCACCUUCCGGCGAAUACAGCUGCCAGCCAGAGGCCAUGACUGCAAGCAUGUUCAGUGUUUCGAUUUGGAAUCAUAUCUACAACUGAACUGCGAGCGAGGAACGUGGCGAUGUCCUGUAUGCAAUAAAACAGCGUUAUUAGAAGGGCUGGAAGUGGACCAGUACAUGUGGGGCAUCUUGAAUGCCAUUCAGAAUUCAGAGUUUGAGGAGGUGACGAUCGACCCGACGUGCAGUUGGCGGCCAGUGGCCAUCAAGUCAGAGAUCCACAUCAAGGAAGACCCAGACGCGCCUCUUGCCAAGCGCUUUAAGACCAUGAGCCCAAGCCAGAUGAUCAUGCCCAAUGUCACUGACAUGAUCGCCCAGCUGGGCCCCGGACCCUCGCCGUACCCCUCGCAGCAAGGCGUCAACAGUGGUGAAUAUGGCGGUCAAGGCAACAGUUACCACGGCAACUUUGAGUUUCCUCACGGGACCCCGGGUGCGACGUCAGUGACCGACUUCAUGCACGGACCCCAACUCUCGCACCCGCCCGACAUGCCCAACAACCUGAUGAGCGCGGACAAGCCGCUUUCCCACAGCAUGCCUGACUCGAUACCUCACUCUUCCGUCAACGAGCCCUCACACGGAACGUUGCAGCAGAGCAUACACGGCUCACCGCAUCCGGGUGGCCAAUCGGGGCACCAGCAGCAACAACAGCAGCUCCACCACACCGGCCCCCCGCCACCCUCGCGACAACCUCCGCCCCCUCCUCCUCAGCAACAACAACCUGGUCCGAACAGCCACCCGCACGGCGACCUGACAUUCAACACCUCCAGCAGUUUGGACAGCCAAGCCGGGUCGGACAUGCCAGAACCUUCUUUAGACCUUCUUCCAGAGCUGGCCAACCCGGACGAGCUUUUGUCCUACUUAGACCCCCCGGACCUCCCCAGCAAUAGCAACGACGACCUCCUGUCGCUCUUCGAAAACAACUGA